Messenger RNA from Amborella trichopoda, 2144 nucleotides. RefSeq lists its product as uncharacterized. The record is from RefSeq and is a predicted model, not a curated record. NCBI's taxonomy places the organism in Eukaryota, Viridiplantae, Streptophyta, Magnoliopsida, Amborellales, Amborellaceae.
GAAGUUUCAGAGAAUUGAAUUUAAUAAGCAAUAAUGAAUUGUCGAACGGACAGCAAGCUUAGUGGAUGGAUCACCUAUGGUCCCAAAAAAAAUACCCGGUCCUCAAAGUUCCUUAUUUUUCCCACUUGUUUCCUGACUUUUAGUUGAAAAAUUAGGGUUUUUACAGAGCCUUUUUGUUCCUGACAUGGUAGUAAGAUCUCUGUGUUCACCCCUUCUUUGUUGGGUUUUAGGCUUAUUCUUCAUUUAAUGGAAUGGAUGUAAAAUCUCUGUGAUAUAAACUCAUUUUUUGUUGGUUUUUCUAUCUCUGAUUUUUGUUGACGAUGGUGUUACUGUAAAUCCUAAGGUUUUUUUUUGGAGUCUUUUUCUUUGGGUUUUUUUCUGUAUGGGUCUAGGGUUCAUUUCUCACCAUUUUUUUAUUUUUAUUUUUUGCCAUUUCUUUAGAUUUAGAGAAUUGACUGGUUUAGGCAUUGAUACCCGUGAAAACCCAUCUAACAUGUAAAAUAACCAUCUCUCCACUUGGUUUUUUAAAUUCCUCAUUAGAAUUAACAGGAUUUCAUGGCUUUAGGGGUCUCUGCCUCAAUUUAAUUGUACUGUAGUUUUAAUUUAUAGUUAGAUCUGUCUGUUAAUCUGGUUGAUGAUCCUUCCAAAGUCCCCUUUUCUAUUUGUGCUCCAAAAUUUGAUUUUGGUUUAGAGAGAACAAACAUGGUGUGAAAUCUCAGAGGAAUAACAAUGAUAAGCUCAGGCAUGAAUCUGGUGAUGACAGUCAUCGGGUUCGCAGUGAGCACGAUGUUCAUAGUCUUCGUGUGCACCCGACUAAUUUGUGCAAGGAUUCAGUUGACUGCAUCGAGAGGAUCGCUCCCUACUGCUUCUCGAUCUGAUUUGGGACUUCUAGAACGUGGACUACAUGGCCUGGAACCAGUAGUCAUUGCAACCUUUCCUACAAAGAAGUACAGUGAUGGUGUUUUCUCCUCAGGGGAAGAUUCCCAGUGCACUGUAUGCCUCAGCGAAUACCAAGAGAAGGAUACUUUACGUAUUCUUCCAUAUUGUGGCCAUGCCUUCCAUGUCUCGUGCAUCGACACAUGGUUGCAACAACACUCGACUUGCCCUGUUUGCCGAAUAUCUCUACGUGACUCAUCUGAAGGGAAACGUUUGAUGCCCCCAAUGUUCAGCACUGCCUUUCGAUCAGCUUAUGGUCUCCACACAGUGGCAGCUCACUCUUACCACUGUCUAUAUAGUGGUCAUGUCUAUUCGAAUGAGACUGGCAAUGAGAGGAGAAUGGGCUCCAUUGAAGAAGAGCACUUUGGGUCAGAGUUCGAAGCUCCUGAUUCUGGUCAUAGUGUCUCAGUGUUAAUUGAUCAUGCUAGCUAUAUGAGCACCAAUCAUCAUCAUAUCUCUGAAAGUAGUGCAAAGCCUGGGCCUGAACUCAUUCAAAGUGACAACAUGGGGGUGGAGAAGGGAAAGGAGGGAAAAGUAGGAGGUGAUGGUUUUAACAGAAAAUGUGAUGGGAUUCAGAGCACUGAAGGCUGCCAUUUACAGGGCUGCUCAACUCUUGACUGAUAUCAAUAGUGAGAGGAAUGUUCAAAAUAUGUUCAAGAAGCCAUAUGGUAGACACAGGCAUUGUUUGGAAGAAGCAGCAAAAUCAGGUUUUCAGUAUUAUUUCCGGGAUUGGUUGGCUUCUUUCAGCAUGGUCUGGUUUAUGUGUAACUUUGGAUUUGAAUAGGUGAAGACAAUCAGAAAGAGGAAGCUGUUUGGUUCAUGAACUUGACGAAAUAGGCUGAUGCUUAAACACUAUUUGUGUUUAUGUGAUGGUCUUUGUUUCAUUAGCUGAGGCAGUGCUCUGUUGAGAAAGUGCGAUGUUUCUUUGUAGCAGUUCGAUCUAUGUUGCUUCGAUAGGAGAAUUCCCGGUCGGGUAUUUGGAACUGCAAAGUGGUGGUUUGCUGGUUCAUGCACUUGAAAUGGUUCGAAAUCUCGAGAUUAUGUAAAUUGUAUCGGAAGGCUUGAUUGUCACGGAGUUCGUGAACUUGUUUUCUUACUGAAAUUUGGUUGAAAACACGCGAAAUUCCUUGGGACAUGUAGGUUGUAUUGCUCUGCAUUUUCAAGGAAAAUUCACAUGAACAAAAACACACACCAAAACAACUUUGACA